This is a messenger RNA of Nilaparvata lugens (brown planthopper), 3701 nucleotides long. RefSeq lists its product as uncharacterized. The record is from RefSeq and is a predicted model, not a curated record. Lineage: Eukaryota; Metazoa; Arthropoda; Insecta; Hemiptera; Delphacidae.
CUGAGUAUAGUCAACAGUGUGAAUGAAGAGAAGGUCUGGGAGGGAAUGUUGCCAGCACAGAUUCCAACUGAAAUUAUGAUGAUGCCACAUGCAAACAACAUGUUUGUGGAAUGGCAUGGAAACUACAGUGAGUCAGUACUUCAAGGUGUUUUUGCAAUCAAUAACUAUCAAAAUGUCAACUCUACAAUGAAUCUGAUGGGUAAUUUCAAACUGAUGGUUGAACCACUAUGGUUUGCUUCUUUGGAUAAUAUUGUAGUAUCAGGACAAAAAUAUGUUUCUCAAAUUUACCUUCAAGGUAACGAGCAGCCUGCAGUUAAUAACUACAAGUUGGCUGGAGAUGAUACAGAUUCCUUUGUACCAAUUAUAUUACAAGGUGAUUACUCUGCUGAUAAGAAGGUUUUCUUCUGGAAUGGGAACUUCAUAAUAUCAUUUAGAGCACCCAAGCCUGAUAAUGAAGAGACCAUUAAACUGAUGGCAAAGAAAGAUAGUUAUGUUACAGUGAAACCAACCAAGUCACCCAAGCCUACAAAAGCACCGAAGCCCACUAAACCUCCCAAACCUCCAUCCCCAAUUAAACUCAGCGUGUCACUGACAGUUGUUUCUGGAGUAGUAUCAGCAGGAUUCGAGAAUGCAACAGAAGUAUGGAAUGGAACACCUCCUGUCACCAUGACUUUGGAUAAUGUCCUUGAAGAAGAGUCUUACACAACUUCAGCCCAGGUCACUUGGACUGGCACUGUUGAUAAAACUAAUUUUGAAGGCACCUUUUCUGUACCCACAACAUUCAAGAAUGAGACAGACACAACCACAGUAGAAUGGAAAGGAAGUUUCUCUGUUAAAUAUAUGGUUAAAUGGAGUGGAAACCUGGAGUCAAUGGUUAAAGAUGGAAGAAAGCUAACAUGCAAAGUCAUAUUCAAAGAGUUUGGUCAGAAAUCGAUCAAUCCCAUGAGCAGCACUAAACAACAGCUAAAGGCAGCUAAACCUGAAAUUGAUGUUGAGUCAUUGGGUUCUCCUACAGCUUGCAAUGUCAUUCUUGUGGGUGUAUUCUAUAAGAAGCCAUUCUAUUGUAAGAUUUUGCCUUUCUUCUGCACUGACUCCACUAUUUUCACUUGGAAUGGAGAAGCUAUUCUGAGCUACUCAUACCCUCCCCCAGCCACAACCACACCCAGACCAGAGGAGGUCAUAGUCACAGACUCUCCCUCACCAAAUGAACUCAAAUUAUCAAAGGGGGCUCCUCCAUUCACGCCAUACUAUUUCCAUCGAGUAGUAAUUGGCAAAGUUAUUUCAGGAUAUAAAGGUGGACUGCAAGGUGAGAGCAAGAAAACUCUAUGGUCAGGAAAUGUGCCAGCUGCCAUCCCAUUCCCAGUUUUCUGGGCGCCAGUGACCACUUUGCCAGACACACCACCUGAUGCCUACAGCCAUGGUGUCAUUUGGUCGGGAUCAGCAUUCGGAUCAACAGUUGACUGCUCGUUCAAACUGCCUCAAUACAUUUCAAAUGGAGCAGGCAGUUCAAUGAGAUGGUGGAAUGGCAAUGUGAGGGUACACAUACAAUCGCUAUGGACAACUGGAAUUGGAGGCUUGAUUGUACCAGGCUUCAAAUAUUAUUCUAGAGUUGCUUUCAGAGAAACAAAGAAAUAUUCAGCAUCAGACUCAGACAUAACAGUAACUCAAAAUGAGAUCAACUCUGCUUAUGAUGCACCUCUAAUUCUCCUUGGAAACUAUUCACCUGACAGAAAAGUGUUCUAUUGGUCUGGCAAUUUUAUACUUGUCUUCAGAAAUUUGCCUUCUCCAUACACUUAUGACUUGCCAGCACCGGCACCCUUCACUCCAAGUGAUCCAGCAAGCAUAGUCCAGAAACCACUGAAACAAAGUAUGGAUGGAAGUAAAAGUCUGGCUUCAGCCAAACAGAAACCAAUAGUUGCAAAAGUUCUAUCAGGCACCAUUGUAGCUGGCACAAGUCCAUUGAGCAAGAGCACCGUUUGGUCUGGCGAUCUUCCCACGGAAAUUCCCCUAUCUGUGUUCUGGACUCCAGGUAUUGAUUCGGAAAGUCUUGACACCGAUUCAUUCAGUCAUGGUGUGAUAUGGUCAGGAGCCGUGUUUGGAAAUACGGCGCAGUGUUCAUUCUACCUGCCACAGCACACGCUGGUUGGAAAGGCAGCUGCAACCAAAUGGUGGAAGGGAGAUAUGUCCUUGAAAAUAGAAUCAGCUUGGGACAUUGGACUAGCACAGAUGAUUGCCCCAGGACUACAAUACAGUUCUAGAGUGACAUUUGGAGACGAGAAAAGCAUGACAAAAUUACUAGCUUAUGCUCCAUCUCAGGAUGUAAUAGACUCAUCUUUCAAAGCACCUAUCACAUUACUGGGGAAAUACUCAGCUAACAAGAAGACAUUCUAUUGGUCUGGUAACUUCAUCAUCAAAUUUCACUACUACCCAGGAACUUUCAUGAACGAACUAAUGAUGCCAAUGGGUCCACAAAAUAUGCAACAGAUGAAAUUUGUCAAGAAGGCAGGUAUUGCUGAUGCUAGCUUGCGGAAAAAUGUUGCUGUCAUUGUGAAGUCUGGCUCUAUAACAAGUAUGGAGAAUGCAGGAAAGUUGUGGUCGGGAGAGAUGCCGACAACUAUACCUGUAGUGAACGGUAGCAGCAGCAUGCUUGUCAAUUGGACUGGCAGCAUUCAAGAUUCAGUAUUAUCUGGAGAGUACUCAUUAUCUGAAUUUAUGAAAGGACAACAGUUCCCCACCAGCUUAUCCAGUGAAUUUUCAUUGAAUAUCGAUCCCAUGUGGAACAACUUUGACACAUUCAUGACAGCCGGUCAGACCUUCACAUCAAAGAUCAUAAUGAGAGAGAUGCGUACCCCUAGUCUUAGUUCUGUGAGUUUGUCUGCAUCGGGAGCUCCAAUGGGUACAAUAAUCCUUCUAGGUCAGUACUCGUCUGACAAAUCUCAUUUUACAUGGUUUGGACAAACAAUUAUAAAUGUAUAUUGAAUAGACAUCAAAAAUCUCAACAGAUCAAAGUUUCAAAUCGCACAGUUCAGAAAUCAAAAUAGUAUGAAGAUUGGGACCGUGAACGUGAGAUUUAAAUUCAAAUUAGAUCUUGAUUGUAUGUAUUUGCGACUUUCAAUAAGAAGCAUCAUCUAUUAGGAAAUGUAUCAAUGUGCAAUCUAUUUGAAUCAAUUUAUAAUAGUUUUAUACCUUGCUCAAACAUGGAUAAACUUUGUGCUAUGAAAAUACUGAAUUGACAUGACUGCUAAGAUAUUAAGUUCACUGCAUUGUAGUCACAGAAGAUUAAACACUAAGUGAAGCAUUAACAAUAGAAUAAGACUUAUUUGGUAACCAUACAAUAGGGUAAAUGGUAAUUGGGAGAAUCAUCUUGAAAAUAAGUUAUUAUUGAUUGAAAUUAAAAUAUUUUGAAUUUAUUAACGUUAAAAUUGUACUUAUGGAGUGAUACAUUCUGAUUCAUUUCAAUUGAGAUGAAAUAUGGAGUACCGUGCUUGAUAGAAUUAUAAAAAAAAAAUGUAAUCCAAUCAACAAAAUGCAAUGAGUACUGUAAUUUAUAUUAAGUAAAAACUUAUAUUGUUUGCAAUAUUUUAUUCGUUUAGUAUAGGUUAUAAUUUUAAAAAUGUAAGAUAGUUCUAUUGUUCACAGAAUAAUGUACUGUAUUUGUAUGUGAUAUUAUUUUUCAUAUGAAUAAAACUAUAAAUAGGGAA